ACAAGUGAACAAACUUUAUUAACAAUCUCUCUCGUUGCCACACGGUCCCUGCAGUCCUGUGAUUCGUCAGUAGACGCGUCACCUGGUAAGGAGGAGGCGAGGUCGCGUCAUCAGACCGGAGCCAUGAACCGGGAGAGCAGCUUCAGGGCCCCUUCAAAGCGGCGCCAUCGAGGCUCCAACCCUAACAUGGCCGGUCCACAUCAGCUAUUCGAUGACACAAGUGCCGGCCCGGCGCCUCCUGGCAUGGAGUACCACAACCAUGGCUCCCCAGCUCUGGGCAUCCCCACUCAAGCCUUUCUGUCAGAACCCAUGUCCAACUUCGCCAUGGCGUAUGGAAGCAGCUUGGCUACCCAGGGCAAGGAGAUGGUGGACAAAAACAUCGACAGGAUAAUCCCAGUCAACAAGCUCAAGUAUUAUUUUGCGGUCGAUACUGUUUAUGUUGGAAAAAAGAUCGGGCUGCUCCUCUUCCCCUACAUUCACCAGGACUGGGAGGUCAGGUACCAGCAAGAUAUCCCAGUCGCGCCACGAUUAGACGUCAAUGCUCCGGACCUGUACAUUCCAGUCAUGGCUUUUAUCACAUAUAUUCUGGUUGCUGGGCUGGCUCUGGGAACACAGAACAACUUUUCCCCGGAGAUCUUGGGCAUGCAGGCCAGCUCAGCCUUAGCCUGGCUCAUCGUGGAGGUAUUCGCUGUCCUUCUCAGCCUCUACCUAGUGACUGUAAAUACCGACCUCACCACAGUGGAUCUUAUAGCAUUUUCUGGCUACAAAUAUGUGGGGAUGAUAUCGGGAGUUCUGUCUGGCCUCCUCUUUGGGAAGACCGGAUACUACAUCGUCCUAAGCUGGUGUUGUGUCUCUAUAGUAUUUUUCAUGAUUCGAACCUUGAGGUUAAAGAUCCUGUCAGAAGCUGCAGCAGAGGGCGUCCUGGUACGCGGUGCCAGGAACCAGUUGCGUAUGUACCUGACCAUGGCGAUCGCUGCAGUGCAGCCCCUCUUCAUGUACUGGCUGACAUACCACCUAGUGAGAUGAUUCCCUACCUGCUAAAGCGUGUUCUGAGGACAGCGGUGCCAUAUUGGAAUUUCAGCCCUAUGUCAGGGUGACUUCACUCCCACCGUCCAACAGGCAUCCUUCAACUGUUUUUGUACUGUUUUCUGUGCAUGGACCCCAAUGCUUGGAUAUUAGACGUCUCAGGAUCCCUACUGCAUCUCUUCCUUCAGAAACAUCUCGGACUGUAACAUCUCAAUGAUCUGGGUCACUGGACGACAUCCUCUUGAAAUGAUAGCGGGACCCUCAUAGGUGCAGACUGGGGAAUCUACUUUUGAUGACCGCCCCCCCAGUAUGAAGCUCCCACCCCUUCUUUUUGUCUUGUUUGUGCUGCUGCCUAUUGUCCUAAGGAUCCAUUAGACAUGGCCAAGCCUGUUUGUUCCCAAAGGAAGGGCCAAUGAGUAUUAGGAAACAGAAAUAGCAAAUACAACAAAUUCUUUAUAUUUUACACAUUUAAUCCCAAAGUCGUUGAUUCUGGCAUUUUUGUUUGAAAAACUUUUAUUUAUGUCCUUAAUUUUACACUUAGUUUACACACAUCUGAAGUGUCUGUAUAGUGCAAACACAUCCAGCUCCUCGAAACCGUCACCCUCAACAUAACAACCUGCACCCACUGGACUCGGACGGCCUGUGUGUUUUACAUCACGUUGUGAUCUCACUAAAGUUUAGGAAGUUUGAGAGUUAGAACUUCCCAUGGACUCCUUCACACUGCAGGACUUUGCCUUAUUAACCAAUUCAGCAACCCAGGGAAGCGAUGGGGGGGGGGAACCAAGCUUUCCUUUUUAUAUACAGUCAAUGGACCCUGUAGGCAUGAUCCUGCUAUUAUAGGACGUAGGGUCACUAUAGUGUCUGCACAGCAAAGAAUUGUACAGGCGUGACUUGGAAUCUUGUGUUAUGUGGGAGUGUGGGCUCCAAUGUCUGUAUCCCAUCAGUUCAUUAAAUAAUACUUUUCCAGUGUCAA
Messenger RNA from Bufo bufo (common toad), 1999 nucleotides. It is a transcript of the gene YIF1B, whose product is annotated as Yip1 interacting factor homolog B, membrane trafficking protein. Lineage: Eukaryota; Metazoa; Chordata; Amphibia; Anura; Bufonidae. Gene Ontology annotation, cellular component: COPII-coated ER to Golgi transport vesicle; endoplasmic reticulum-Golgi intermediate compartment; Golgi membrane. The record is from RefSeq and is a predicted model, not a curated record. Bases 124 to 1026 code for a protein of 300 amino acids. Gene Ontology annotation, biological process: endoplasmic reticulum to Golgi vesicle-mediated transport. The transcript has 8 exons.